AAAAAAAUGUAUAAAGAAUUGAUAACUUGCUCAUUUAUUAACUUCUUUGUAGGAUUUCACAAACAAAACACACUGAAAAGUACUCGUAUGUCAACAGCACAGGAGAGGAGGAGCGCGAAUAUUUUUAAAAGGUGGUCACAUGAAUGAGUAUUGUUCUUGUAGACUGUAAAUCUUUGAAUGAAUAGGUUGGUUCUUUCUCAUUCAUUUGACAUACGACACAAACCAUUCUGAUAUUAUUUGUUUCAAUUAUAAGGUCUAAGCUAGUACAACUAGUCUUGUCUUACUGGUCCGGUAGCCGGCAUUGAGAGAGACAUUUUUUUGUCGGACUGGUUCGACAGCAGCACUUAAAAGGUUUAAGAACCAUUUUUUUUACUUCUUUUUAAUGUUAUCUGGAAUGAAGUAUAUUAGGUUUCGUCCCCACCAUCAUACCAUCCCCAGCACCAUAGCAGGCCUGCAGCAGGUCUGCUUAAUCGAGGUCAUAGAACGAAAAAGUAAGGCAGUUCAUUAUAGGUCCUGCUAUAAGAGCUCAUAGUAAGCCUCCAGGUCAAUAAUGACCAACAUUUUUUUUAAAAUUAAUCAUAGACUACGAAUAUUUUGACUCGUGUUAACUGUGUCAUUUUAUCGAUUUGCAGUAGUAGGACUACUAACAUCACUAUGGUGAAUGUGAGAGAAUGAUAAAAUGGUGCAUUCGUCGAUCAAACCGGGCCACACAUCCGAACAUAGAAAUUAAAUUAAUAUCCACCAUUUUGUUUAUAUUCGCGAAAAUAAGUUUCUAUCUGGACACAUUAGUGAUUGUUAAAAGUAUCUCGCCUCGCAGCGUAUUGUUCAACUAAACCAGGCAGUGAUCAAAAGAUUAGGAAUGUGCUAUUAGCGUACCUAUCUAUUGUCGGGCCCACUGAACAAUCUGCAGACAUCGGCCGCGCCGCUAGUAAACACUCUUUGAAAAUUAACAUCUUAUCGACAAAGAAAAACAAAAAUUCUGGUGCGCAGAGUGUACGAGUCGAUGACAAAGGUUCGUUGAAAUUCGUUCAACGGAUUUUUAGCAGGUCGAAAGGGAGUAAUCCCCUGGCGUUAAAGGAAAUUUCAAAGAGUUGCGGGCGAGAGUCCCCCGUGGCGCGCCCGGCUAACAUGAACCACACGCCUGCUCCCGACAGGCAGCAUCACGACUCCAAUGUGAACCAAGUUGAGGAGAUGGAAACUCAAGAUGUGGAAACUGUUGAUACGGCGACAGAAAAGACUUGGGACGACGAACUUAUGAAAGGGCCCAAUGGUGAAGUUGUUAUGGGUGAAGUUAUGAAGAACCAAGAAACUACAUCUUCAGAUAUACCUCUUGCAUGUCUCGAUACUGAAAUGGAGGACGAUGAAGCAAGGUCGGAGGCAACGUUCCGAUUCACGGUACAGAACUUCAGGAGUCUGAAAGAUUCCAUGCUCUCACCACCAUGCUACGUGCGUAAUCUCCCAUGGAAAAUAAUGGUGAUGCCGCGACAGGCGCCUUCGCCAGAUCGGCAACAACAGAAGUCGCUCGGAUUCUUUCUCCAGUGCAAUGGAGAAAGCGAGUCCUCUAGCUGGUCCUGUUAUGCUAUGGCUGAGCUGAGACUCAUCUCCCAUAAGCCAGACACAGAACCCUUCUUCAGGAAAAUUCAACAUUUGUUCUAUAGCAAAGAGAACGACUGGGGCUUCUCUCACUUUAUGGCUUGGAACGAUGUGCUAGAUCCUGAGAAAGGCUAUAUAAAGGAUGACUCUAUAACACUGGAGGUGCACGUCACAGCAGAGGCGCCUCAUGGUGUAUCCUGGGACUCAAAGAAGCAUACUGGAUAUGUAGGUUUGAAAAAUCAGGGUGCAACUUGUUAUAUGAAUUCCCUGCUGCAGACACUUUAUUUCACAAAUCAACUUCGGAAGGCUGUAUAUAAAAUGCCUACAGAAUCUGACGACAGUACCAGAUCAGUCGCAUUGGCACUUCAAAGAGUGUUCUACGAGCUCCAGUUCUCAGACAAGCCAGUGGGCACAAAGAAACUGACCAAGAGCUUUGGAUGGGAGACGCUAGAUUCCUUCAUGCAGCAUGACGUACAGGAAUUCUUGAGGGUACUUUUGGAUAAGCUUGAGAGCAAAAUGAAAGGGACAUGUGUGGAGGGCACUGUACCUCGACUUUUUGAAGGCAAAAUGACUUCGUACAUUAAGUGCAAGAAUGUCAAUGUGUCCAGCACCCGUGUCGAAACCUUCUAUGAUAUUCAGCUCAAUAUCAAAGGGAAGAAGAAUAUCGAUGAGUCAUUCAAAGACUACAUCAGUACGGAGACCCUGGAUGGAGAGAAUAAGUACGAUGCUGGAGAGCAUGGUCUACAGGAAGCUGAGAAGGGAGUGAUAUUUGCUUCGUUCCCACCGGUAUUGCACCUGCACCUAAUGAGAUUCCAGUAUGACCCAAUCACUGAUAACUCGGUCAAGUUCAAUGACAGGUUCGAAUUCUACGAGCACAUAAAUCUGGACGCGUACCUCCAAGAGAAGCCGGAGACCCCGGCCGAUUAUACUCUGCACGCUGUUCUGGUGCAUUCGGGCGACAAUCACGGCGGACAUUAUGUGGUCUUCAUCAACCCCAAGGGAGAUGGCAAGUGGUGCAAGUUUGACGACGAUGUGGUGUCCCGUUGUACGAAGCAAGAGGCCAUCGAAUACAACUAUGGCGGCCACGAUGAAGAUAUGGCUUUGACCGUUCGUCACUGUACCAACGCUUAUAUGUUGGUGUAUAUCAGGGAUUCUCAGCUUAAGACUGUAUUACAAGAGGUCACGCAAGCGGAUAUACCUACAGAGCUGAGUGAACGCUUGGCAGAAGAAAAGAGGAUUGAAACGAUCCGUCGCAAGGAGCGCAACGAGGCCCACUUAUACAUGAACGUGAACGUCGUACUAGAGGAGGCUUUCGACGGCCACCAGGGCAAUGACCUCUACGACCCCGAGCGGGCUCAUUAUCGCGUAUUCCGCGUCCGCAAGCAAGCUACCGUCGCGGAAUUGAUGGAAAUGCUCGCAGAGAAUUUCCGCUAUCCGCUCAAGCAGCUGCGUCCGUGGCCGUUCAGUGCUCGCUCCAAUCAGACAUGCCGUCCCACAUGUCUGGACAUAGUGAACGACCAACACAAGACAGUGGCGGACGUUUCAGAGAACAUGAACCCGUGGAACAUAUUCCUUGAGAUGCUGCCGCCGGAUUCUGGGCUCAGUGCGUUGCCCACUUUCGACAAAGAGAACGAUGUGGUGCUAUUCUUCAAGUACUACGACCCGAAGCAGAAGCGUAUACACUACUGCGGACACCACUACUUGCCUAUAGCGAGCAAACCCGCCGAUCUCAUACCGAUACUCAAUAAGAGAGCAGGGUUUCCCCCUGACACGCCGCUCGUGCUUUACGAGGAGAUCAAGCCAGACUUCGUAGAGAAGAUUAAUAACUACAACGAUCCCCUCGAAAAGGUAUUGGACGAGCUGAUGGACGGCGACAUCAUCGUGUUCGAGCGUGCCGACCACCGGCACGAGGAGCUGGAGCUGCCCACCUGCCAGGACUACUUCAAGUACAUCUUCUACAAGGUCGAGGUGCAGUUCGUGGACAAAACGUUACCCAAUGACCCCGGUUUUACGAUGGAGCUGUCGAUGCAAAUGCGCUACGACCAGAUGGCGCGAGCGGUGGGGCAGCAUCUCAACGUCGAUCCUUAUUUAAUACAAUUCUUCAAAUGUCAGAACUACAAGGACAUUCCCGGACUGCCCCUGAGAUACUCGUAUGAUGGUGUACUUAAGGACUUAUUAGUAUACUGUAAACCAAAGUGCCCUAAGAAGUUAUUUUAUCAGAUAUUAUCAAUUAAAGUAAACGAAUUGGACAACAAGAAGCAAUUCAAAUGUUUAUGGGUUGGUCCAAAUUAUAAAGAAGAUAAAGAAUUAAUUUUAUAUCCAAACAAAGGUGGCAAAGUUGCUGAUAUUUUAGAAGAGGCAGCUAAAGUAGUUGAAAUGUCCCCAGAGGGUUCAAAAAGGUUAAGGAUUGUUGAAGUAUCCUGUCACAAAGUGUUACCGGGGCCUGAUCCAGAGCUCACGCUGGACCAGGUCACUAUAUCACCCCCCAGAUUAUACAGAAUAGAGGAAAUACCAAAAGAUGAGCUUCAGUUGCAGGAGGACGAAGUGUUGGUGCCGUGCGCCCACUUCCACAAGCAGGUGUACGCGACGUUCGGCAUUCCGUUCUACGCGCGCGUCAAACACAACGAGCCCUUCCAGGCGGUCAAGGAUCGGCUGCAGAAGAAACUCGAUAUACCCGACAAGGAGUGGGAAAAGUACAAUUUUGCUAUAGUGACAAAUGGCAGACCUAAUUACAUAAGCGAAGGUGCAGUAAUAAACAUUUUCGACUUCAGGCCAACUAGUAAUGCAAAUGUGUCCCUGCCAGACUCGACGGGCGUGCGGCCGUGGCUCGGCCUCGAGCACAUCAACAAGACGCCCAAGCGGUCCCGCGUCAACUACCUCGAGAAGGCCAUCAAGAUAUACAACUGAAUCCGACGUAGCCGUUAGGCGGUCACCCCUGUGUACAAACAUACUGUAUUACACACUUCGAUGGCCUCACUUGCCAUUACUACAUCAAGAGACAUUGAUAGGUUUCAGUAAUCACUACUACAUGAAUAUGCAUUGAUAGGGUCUCGUUUUGACCCUGAGCAACACCCCUACUAGAGUCAGAGCGUUACUCCAUAUUUGCUUGAAAUCUACAUCGCCAUAGUUUAGCGUGCUGGGAGGAUAAGCCGCGUUUAAAUGAGGGCACCAUAUGGCAGCACUGAGACAGAAGGUCUCAUCCGUCAAAUCACAUAUUAUGUCGUCAUAGUCAAUAGAUAAAUUUAAAUGCACGAUCGAUUGAUUCGAGCUAAAAACUUCAUACAAAAGACCUCAUGUCACAGUGGUGCCAACUGGUGACGUAAAUUUUCUUAAACACACUCAUUCCAGUCUGUUUCUAUCCAAUUUUGUUUGAAAUUUAAAUCGUCAGUUUAGCGUGCGGGGAGGGUAAGGCGCGUUUUAAUUGGACACAUGUCAGUGUGACGUCAUUGUCAGACGACAAAAUUAGUGAAACGAUACUUUGCCGUGCUUCAAAGUUGGGGGCGUAUCAAACACUUACGUAGCAUUGCUGCAUAAGCUUGACACAAGCGGGGUGCCCCUAUGCGGUCUAGUUGAAGUGCUCUAUGCGUUAUUGUUUCUAUUUGUGACCGCAAUUUGGAAAGCAUAUUUUAUGUAAUCGGGAGAUGCACGCACUAAUGUUGAUACUAAUGGUUGGUACAAAUAAUUUAAAAAAAGGAUAUUCUAAUGAUGAAGAUGUCUAUGGCUGUUAUUUUAUUCUUUGACAUGAUGUUAGUAUAUUAAAUUACGUGAUGGAAUAUAAGGUAAUGAAACAUUACCUUUGGAGAGCUGGAUGAGGGCAUUAUUAAAAAAAAGUACUAACUACUAAACAGUAUUACAUCGGGCUGGCCGUGUAUUGGAAGCUUGUUAACGCGUUGGUACCACCAGUCAAUUAAUGGAUGGGGAUUACCCGCUAGGCACGCAAAUUAAAUAUCCAAUUUAGAAAAUGAGGAUCAUUACUAGGUCAGCAAAUCAACUCAAAUCAACAGUAUGAUGAUCUAAUAAGCUUUUUAAUCAAUAUACUUUUUAAAUCAUCGAAAUCGGUUCAUUCGUUGCGUUUUUUAACUAAUUUUAUGGUAGCCAAUAUUCACCGGCGGCCGAAACGUGUGACGUCACAGAGCUCGAUCGUGGUUUAGUCCAGUCGAACUUCAUUAGCGUCUCUACGCACGCUCGCGACCAAGCGUUAGAACCCUGUGACGUCACAGCCACCACGCGGCCAGCCGAAAAUUCGUUUAGUUAUUUGGUUAUAAAUUCGACAAUAUUUGUCGUAGAACAAAUAUUUAACCCCUGUAUUUUAUGGAAUCCUUAGCUCUAUAAAUCUGCUUUCUCGACUAAAAUCGUUAGGGAUCCUCACUGUCCAUAGAAAAAUAAUAAGCAAUUACGAAUGCUAUCGAAGUGUGUUAUUCAUUAUGUUUUAUAGAAGCUGUUAUUUAUAAUACGCUGGACCAUAACAGACAAAUUAUAUUGUUCGCUGCAAGAUUAUUAUCGCAUGGUUUCCCAAUAAAUAGCCUUAUUUUCACAUUAUAUGAAAUAGCAUACUGAUACCAUGAACACGAAUAUCAAACGACUUAAUGUGCUUUUUCAGUGUAGUAGAUAUGUCUGCGCCAUAUCUUCGCUCUGGGGCAAAUGUGUCUUAAAUAGCCCCUAAUUUAAUGUCGUGUAAUAUUAAGACUUAUUUUGCAACGUGUAAGUUAUUAUCUUGUUAUUCAUAUUUUGUCCUUAGUGAACAUAUGGCUGUGACAUUGGCCACAUAGUACGAGUUUUCGAAGGAUUCGAUAAGUGUGGUUGCCUUGUUUUUCUCCAUACAUUUCCAGCUCCGUUUCUAGCAGAAACUGUGCUGUUAUCAAAUGUAGGAGAUGAAAACAGAUCACCCUUGUUUUCCUAAGCUAUUGAAACUAGUACGCUCACUGCUAGCUAAAAGUUUAAACUUUUUUGAUUGGUAAAUAUAUCUUAAAAUAUUUUUCGCCCGUAGCGAUACGCGACGUGUUCUUUUAGCCUUUUACCAAUUUAUUUAUCAUGAACAUUGAUGUUAACAAUCCAACUGUAUUAGAGUAUUAUCAAUCAUAAUCUUGUAAAGAAUAUUUUAAACUUUGAAGCUAAGAAAGGUUUCGAUGUUCUAUUAUGUUGAUACGGCGUCAAUUUGUUGUUCAUUAAAAGCAGUUUCAGCGUUUCUUCAGAGUUGAAAUCGAGUUGUGGCCUCCUUGUUUUAAAUAGGUAGAUAACCUUCUGUCAUUGAAUGGUUCAUAUUUUACGAAAAAAAUACUGCACUGGUCUGAAGUAACAGCGGGAAAGUGUGCGUCAACCUCUUUGUCAGUAAAAGUUUUAUUUUCCUUAUAGCUUUUGGUGAUUCGGCAAAAUUAAACAUUGUAAGAUUAUACAUCAUUAUUUAGAUACGAAUUUGUACUGUGAGAAAUAUUAUGCUGACGACUGUGUUUAAUAAUAUAGUAUGUAUAGACAAAUGUGCCUGUGUUAUAGCUUGCUGGUGUACGUCGCUUAUAAAGUCCCUUACAGUGAACAUUUGUUUAUGUUAGGAUUGUCACAACAUAAUUCUCAUUAAUAUUGCCACUAUUAAUCAAUAAUCCUGAAACUUCGCUUGGCUUUUCGUAUUUGCUUUUUGUCAAUUUGACAACAAUCUGUCCUCAUGAUGCUUUAAUUAUAAAGAAUGAAGAAGGACAGACUGGUGUCAAGUUUACAAAUCAUCAUCAUCAUCAUCAGCCUAUUAAUGUCCCCACUGCUGGGGCACAGACCUUCCCUAUGGAUGGAAUAGGGUGAUUACAAAUAGCAAACGCGAAUAGCCAAGUGAAGUGCCGCCAUCAUGUUUUUCAACAAAUGUUCACCACUAUUUAGGGCUUAAUGUGUGCUAUCCGCAACAUACCCAGCGAGAGAGUAUGGUUAUAGUUAUAAAUCGAUAUCAAAUUUCAAUGAAUUUUUAAAAUAAUAUAUAUCUUUAAUGGCUCUCAAGAGGAUUAACUGUGUUAUAUUAUUUGUAACAGAUUUAGAAGUAUAAUCAAUUAUAGUUUGUGAUUAAAAUGCCCUAAUAAAAUGUACGCCCUAACAUCGUUUCUUGUUAAUAAUGAGGUCUCGUGCUUUUGAAAGACCCUUUCAGAUUUAAAUUAAAUAUUUAUGCUUGACAACAUUUUUUUUUGCAAUUGUUUAUUUUCAAAAGGUUCAGAAACUAUUGUUGAUUGAAUGUGAAACUAAAAGUUGUACGAACAUUAAAGCCAUUUUGUCUUCUGCGGUAGGCGACAAUAUUUUGUUAUAUGUGCAUGUGCUCUGCCCUGGCAGCAUAAUUACCGUACAACAUGGCCGCAACAGCAAGUAAAAGAAAAGUUUUGGCCAAUAAUAGUAUCUUUACGCGGUAAAAUUAAUUGAAAAAUUGUUCGUCAGCGCGAGAGAAUUGGCGAUCGUUAAAUAAUGGUAUAGUAUGAAGUUCCUUUGUACAUUGCUUUUAUUUAAUACUAACUUUCAAUUAAUCUUUUUAAUGUUCUGUUAUCUAGAUUCGUGGAAAGAAUAACUUUGUUUAAAGUAUUUUUCAUUGCUUACUUGAUGUUCAUAAACUUAACAAGACAUUUAAGAUAGCGUAUUUGCAGUGUAAAAAGGUUAUUUUUAUAGAUCAAAACUAGUAGGUAUGUAUAAAUUUUAAAUUAUUGUAUUGGUAUAAUGCGGAGUAUUAUAUAUUACGCAAAAAACAUUAUCGGUUUUAUAUGUGCUGCAAACCAAAUUGACCUGCUAGUGAUGAGGUAUUUUAACAAAUAAAUAUUUGGAAUGCAUUACAAUUUUGUUAAACAUUGUCAAUGAUUGUAAUUGUGAUAGUAAAUAUUAGUGACGCUUGUACAUAGCUAAUGCACAGACCCGUUAAUGUUAGGUGUCUUCAGAGCCACAUUUCGCAGGUUCGCGCUUUUCAAUAGACAUCUACAUGUAAUCAGGGUCUACGGAUGACGUGAAUAUGUGAAGCGAUCUCAGUGGACUGAAACGCCUUUAUAAAAAUAAUAACAAAUCUUAACACAAAUCUCCAGUGUAAUCAAAUCAGUUUUUAUAGAUUAUAAAAGUAUGUAGGUAAUAGAAAAUAUUAUAAAUAAUGCUUUAAUCAUUGUCGAAUUACCAAAACGUGUGUACGUUUGAGGCCAACACAACGCUAACAUGAUCGGGUAACAGUAGUUCAAGCUUUGCGUUUGUGUAUCAACGAAAUUUUAAUAGGCAUUGUCAAUAUGUUAUUAAAUGCCUCGAAUGUACACUGUAUUUAGUUGCACAUAAAUAGGUAUAUAACACUAGCACUGUAUUGUUAAUUCUGGCUGAAAGCCCCUUUACAAAACAUCCAAACUUGUAUGUUACUAUUUAAUUUUUUACUUAACCUGCCAGAGAAAUGUUACGUUAUAAAUAAAUGAUUAUGUCGAAAUUAUGUAUAUAUAUGAUGUAAUAAAUUAAGAAAAAAAUACAAUAAGUUUUCGUAAAGAUGCCUUAGAUGUUUUAAGACACUUAGUAAUCAGAAUUGAUAAUACUACUUAAUU
Chilo suppressalis (striped riceborer) is the source of this 9116-nucleotide messenger RNA. Lineage: Eukaryota; Metazoa; Arthropoda; Insecta; Lepidoptera; Crambidae. The record is from the annotation of a GenBank genome assembly.